CAGCUGUGACAGACGCCACACUGCUUGCUGUUUCGAAAAUGAAACUGGCGUCGAUGGAUCCACAAGAAAACGAAAACGAGACGGUCAUUAAAUAAAAUAAAAAAAACGUGGAUUCACUGUUUUAAUCUGGCGAAGAGGUGGCAGAAGAACACAACUGUAAGGAGUCCUUGUGGCGGGAUUUUAGAGGUGACAUUUUUGUGAGGGAGGCAGGCCUAUGCUGUCAAACCACGACAACAACAACACCUGAAUCGGUGCUCCUGUGUUAGCUUCCUGGGAAUGUUGAGCAAACACCAGAGCUGGAUAGGACGUACUAUACUGCAAUGGAGUCUGUAGCAGUGGGCUCGGCUACUUGGUGAGACUGAAGCUGCUGUCACUAUGGCACACUUUGACACAGAGUACCAGCGCCUGGAGGCGUCCUACAGUGACUCUCCCCCUGGAGAGGAGAACCUGCUGAUGCAUGUGCCUGAAGGAGCCAAAUCACAAUGGCACCACAUAGAGAACCUGGACCUGUUUUUCCAGAGAGUCUAUAAUCUGCACCAGAAGAAUGGAUUCACCUGUAUGCUUCUGGGAGAGAUCUUUGAGCUAGUUCAGUUGCUGUUUGUGGUUGGCUUCACAGUGUUCCUAGCUAACUGUGUGGACUAUGACAUACUGUUUGCCAACAAGUUUGUAAAUCACACCGAUUCCUCUAAAGUCACCUUGCCUGAUGCCUUCCUCCCAGUGGAUGUCUGCAGUGCCCGUAUCCGAGACAAUGCGUUUGUGAUCUUUGUGCUGAUCAUCUCUGGGGUGUUUUGGCUACAUCGCCUGGUAAAAUUCAUCUAUAAUGUCUGCUGCUACUGGGAGAUCCGAUCCUUCUACAUCAACGCACUCAAGAUGACCAUGUCCGAACUCCCCUAUGCAACAUGGCAGGAGGUUCAGGCCAGGAUAGUGGAGAUCCAGAAAGAACACCAGAUCUGCAUCCAUAAAAAAGAGCUGACCGAGCUUGACAUUUACCACCGCAUCCUCCGCUUUAAAAACUACAUGGUUGCCAUGGUGAAUAAAUCUCUCCUUCCUGUGCGAUUUCGACUUCCUACGCUUGGGGAAAGCGUGUUCUACACCCGGGGUCUGAAAUACAACUUUGAGCUCAUCUUCUUUUGGGGACCAGGGUCUCUGUUUGAAAAUGAGUGGAGCCUGAAACCAGAAUACAAGAGAGGAGGGAACAGGGCUGAGCUGGCAGACAGGCUAGCAUCCCGUAUUCUAUGGAUUGGGAUUGCCAAUUUGCUGCUGUGUCCAGUUAUUCUUGUGUGGCAGAUUCUCUACGCCUUCUUUAGUUACACAGAGGUGAUCAAGCGAGAGCCGGGCUCUCUGGGAGCAAGAUGCUGGUCUCUGUAUGGUCGAUGUUACCUGCGUCACUUCAAUGAGUUGGAUCAUGAGCUCAUGUCACGCCUCAGCAAAGGCUACAAGGCUGCAUCCAAGUAUAUGAACUGUUUCCUGUCACCACUGCUGACGGUGGUUGCCAAAAAUGUAGCGUUUUUUGCCGGGUCUCUCCUGGCCGUGCUCAUCGCCCUGACUAUCUAUGACGAGGAUGUUCUCGCAGUGGAACAUGUUCUCUCAUCAAUCACUCUGCUUGGAGUGUGUAUCACAGUCUGCAGAUCAUUUAUACCUGAUAAGCACAUGGUGUUUUGUCCUGAGCAGCUAUUGCGGGUUAUCCUGGCUCACAUCCACUACAUGCCUGACCACUGGCAGGGUAAUGCACAUAGAUAUGAGACCCGUGACCAGUUCUCCCAGCUCUUCCAAUACAAAGCCGUCUUUAUUCUAGAGGAGUUGAUAAGUCCAGUGGUGACUCCCAUUAUCCUGAUCUUCUGUCUGAGGAGGAAGUCUCUGGAGAUCAUUGAUUUCUUCAGGAACUUCACUGUGGAGGUGGUCGGUGUAGGAGACACUUGCUCCUUUGCCCAGAUGGACAUCAGGCAGCAUGGACACCCUGCGUGGAUGUCAGAGGGGAAGACAGAGGCGUCUAUCUACCAACAGGCAGAGGAUGGGAAGACAGAGUUAUCUCUGAUGCACUUUGCCAUCACUAACCCCCAGUGGCAGCCGCCUCAGGAGACCACACACUUCAUCAGCCAGCUGAAAGAACGAGUUCACAGAGAGGCCGCAGGGGCUCCUUCAGAUACACAUCCCCUCUCACUGUCUGAGUCUGAGCCAAGGAGCCUCGUUGCAAACUUCUUGGGAGGUCCCUCUACGCUGGCCUCCGUUCAUUUCGGCAGGGAUGGCUCUUUGACCAAUCAUGCAGCAGCUGGCAUAAGUGAUGGGGCAUCUGCCUUACGCUCCCUUUCCCCAGUCAGCAGCAGUCUUCACUUGAGAGGCAGUUUGAGUGCAGCUCACAGAGCAGCUGGCCACACUUCAGCCAUGAGCAAAGCAAUGGCAGGGUCUGGGACUGAUGCCCGAACUGUGAGCUCAGGCAGCAGUGCAUGGGAGGGUCAACUGACCAGUUUGGUCCUGUCAGAGUAUGCCUCCACUGAGAUGAGCAUCCAUGCACUUUACAUGCAUGAGCUACACAAGCAACAGUCCCGCGGCGAGCUAUCCCGUCACACAUGGCACAGGCAGGAGAGUGACGAAAGCAGUGACAGCGUCCCUGAUGAAGUGAGAAGUGAACCCAACCCUCACUCCAGACAUUUCCCACGCUCACACACUUUCCCCACAACAGUCCCCAGUCCCAGUGCUAUUCCCACUUCAGCUUCAGCCACCUGUAGUACCACCCUGGGCCAACAGGGGGCUCCCUCGCAGAGCAGCACCCAGCACCGCUAUAGUGGACCUACCACAGACUCUUUUGGUGCAGGUGGGAAAGUAGUGAGGUCAGCCCGUCUGCCCAUGGGAGGGUGGGCAGAGGAGGGUCAGGCAGCACCACGACACCAUGAACCACUACCAGAGGAGAGUUCAGAAGAUGAAAUGCCUCCUCACAUACACAGGGUUACAUAACCAUGCCAUGUGAAGAAGCAUCAGCGUCCCACUCUCCAUAUAUAAAAAAACCCACACCCUUUUCCUUGACCAAACUUUUGUCCAGGAUUGACCAUCUGACCUGACACGGGUGAAAAUGGACAGGAGUGGUGUCCCAUGAACACUUUACUUGUAAAAUCAUCUGGACAAGUUAACAUUGAUGCCACCACCAACCUUUCAAAGAUAGUAAACUCAGCAAAAAAAGAAACGUCCUCUGACUUUCAACUGUUUUUUCUUUCAGUAAACUUAAUGUGUGUAAAUAUUUGUAUAAACACUAAAAGAGUCAACACCAUAAGACAUAAACGAAAAAUGUUUCACAGACAUGUGACUAACAGAAAGAGAAUAAUCUGUCCCUGAAUGAAGGGAGGCUCAAAAUCAAAAGUGCCAGUCAGUAUCUGGUGUGGCCACCAGCUGCUUGAAGUACUGCAGUGCAUCUCCUCCUCAUGGACUGGACCAGAUUUGUCAGUUCUUGCUGUGAGAUGUUACCCCACUCUUCCACCAAGGCACUUGCAAGUUCCUGGACAUUUCUGGGGGGAAUGGCCCUAGCCCUCACCCUGCGAUCCAACAGGUCCCAGACGUGCUCAAUGGGAUUGAGAUCCGGGCUCUUCGCUGGCCAUGGCAGAACACUGACAUUGCUGUCAUGCAGAAACUCACGCACAGAACGAGCAGUAUGGCUGGUGGCAUUGUCCUGCUGGAGGAUCAUCUCCGGAUGAGCAUGCAUAAAGGGUACCACAUGAGGGAGGAGGAUGUCUUCCCUGUACCGCAAGGCAUUGAGAUUGCCUGCAAUGACAACAAGCUCAGUCCGAUGGUGAUGUGAUAUACCGCCCCAGACCAUGACGGACCCCCCACCUCCAAAUCGAUCCCGCUCCAGAGUACAGGCCUCGGUGUAACGCUCAUUCCUUCAACGAUAAACACGAAUCCGUCCAUCACCCCUGGUGAGACAAAACCGUGACUCAUCAGUGAAGAGCACUUUUUGCCAUUCCUGUCUGGUCCAGCGAAGGUGGGUUUGUGCCCAUAGGCGGCGUUGGUGCUGGUGAUGUCUGGUAAGGACCUGCCUUACAACAGGCCUACAAGCCCUCAGUCCAGCCUCUCUCAGCCUAUUGCGGACAGUCUGAGCACUGAUGGAGGGAUUGUGUGUUCCGGGUGUGACUCGGGCAGUUGUUGUGGCCAUCCUGUACCUGUCACGCAGGUGUGAUAUUCGGAUAUACCGAUCCUGUGCAGGUGUUGUUACACGUGGUCUUCCACUGCGAGGAUGAUCAGCUGUCCUUCCUGUCUCCCUGUAGCGCUGUCGUAGGCGUCUCACAGUGCGGACAUGGCAAUUUAUUGCCCUGGCCACAUCAGCAGUCCUCAUGCUUCCCUGCAGCAUGCCUAAUGCACGUUCACGCAGAUGAGCAGGGACCCUGGGCAUCUUUCUUUGGGUGUUUUUCACAGUCGGUAGACAAGUCUCUUUAGUGUCCUGCGUUUUUAGAACUGUGACCUUAAGUGCCUACUCUCUGUAAGCUGUUAAGGUCUUAAUGACCAUUCCACAGGUGCAUGUUAAUUAAUUGAUUAUGGUAAAUUGAACAUGCAUGGAAAACAUUGUUUAAACCCUUUACAAUGAAGAUCUGUAAAGUUGUUUGGAUUUUUAUAACAUUAUUGUUGAAAUACACAGUCCUGAAAAAGGGACGUUUCUUUUUUUGCUGAGUUUAUAUUACUUACUACACACCAGUCAGGGUAUACAUCUGAAUUUGUGAAUCAGAAGAGGACCUACAGGAUCAAGUUAUUUCUACUAGCCAUUAAUACCAUCAGAUUAUACUACGCUCUUUUAUAGUGUCAAAAGAUUACAUGAUGAAGGUGCAUGCCUUGCUGCGAUGUUAACAAAACUUGGGAACACAUUAUCCUUGGCGCUUUGCCUGCUGUAGCAAUUUGCCCAAAAUGUGAUCACAAUAAUCCAAUUUUUGCUAUCUGUAUUGUUUCCCUCUUUUACAAAUCCGAUGGCAACAGAAGUGAAAUUUGAAGAAUGUGUGGUGUCUCUCCAACAAUAACAGCAUUCAACGAAAUGUGUUCAGAAAGAUUCUGUUAACACACUGACUUUCAUUGUGUAUCUAUUCUUGUACCAAUAGCAGGAGGGUAUGUAUCCUACCCUGUGCUCUGUAUUUCAGCUUGCAUUCUGCCUCCUUGCAAAACAUUGAAGGCCUCAAAAAUUCAAAUUCACUUUUUCAGAUUUUUAAUAACAUAUUUCCCUCCUUAUAGAUUUUUUUCUUAUUGCAUUAUAAUGUUCAUUUGAAGUUUCUAAUAUGUUCUGAAACUUUUCACAGAGUCUGCCUCCGUUGCACAGAAAAACGUUUGUAUAAAAAUUAAUUGUACAGCCUAGCCUGGUAUUGUGCACGUACACAUGCACUGUGUAAAUAAAUGUUAUCAAGUUGUUUCAAGCAGUCAUUCAGAAUAUUAAAUUAAUCAAAUUUACACAAUUAUAAGGCCAACAUUUUGUAAUGUGUAACGCGAGAUGCUGUAUGCAAGCACAUUUUAAUCUGAUUUAACCCAUGUUUUUAUUAACCAUUCUUUUUUUUUUUUUUUAACAGACUUGGCACAGCAAACAAACAAGGCUUUUUUAAGCAUGUAAUAUUGACUUUUGUGCCAUACAAAAAGCCCUUAAGCACAAGUGCAUGACUAUCAUCCACACAUUCUCCUGAAGAGUUGUAACUCAUCUUCACAGUAAGAAUAUUGUUCAAUGGCCAUCCUCCACAUCCUGCUUAAUACAGCAUGACUGUACCUUGUUCCCCUGUCAUUAGGCCAUGCAAUUCUUUAAAAGAAGUAUGCACUUUAAUAGUUUGUUAAUGCAGAGGGUGUCAGUUGUUUAUAUGUGUAUAUUUUAUUUAUCAAAGGGGUGUGCCAUGAUGAUUGACGGUUGUGAAUCCAGGUUGUGUUUUCUGUUGUGCAUUUGGGAUCGGGAUAAAGAAGCACUGACACUUGUAACAGACUAAUAAUGUGGUCCAGGAUGCUCACAGUGAUUCACUGCGGUAAAAGCGACUGUUUGAGGAAGUUCUGUUGUUUGUUUAAUAGAUCCUGUAAAAUACCAUUUUGUACAGCUGUAAAUUCAUCCAAUAAAGACGAGGCAAUGAU
Messenger RNA from Micropterus salmoides (largemouth bass), 6072 nucleotides. RefSeq names its product autophagy-related protein 9A-like. The coding region runs from base 376 to 2952 and encodes 858 amino acids. The record is from RefSeq and is a predicted model, not a curated record. The transcript has 20 exons. Gene Ontology annotation, biological process: autophagy of mitochondrion; protein localization to phagophore assembly site. NCBI's taxonomy places the organism in Eukaryota, Metazoa, Chordata, Actinopteri, Centrarchiformes, Centrarchidae. Gene Ontology annotation, cellular component: autophagosome; phagophore assembly site.